CGCGGACUCUAUGGUCGGCGGGCGGGUGUCAUGGACGGCGCCGAUUCCGACGAGUUUUCGUCGUCCGAGGAGGACGAGGACUACGUGCCCUCCGGUGGAGAGUACAGCGAAGACGAUGGGAGUGAGUUAGUGAGGGAGGAUGAAGUGGACGGAGGAGAAGAGUCUGUGCCAAAAAGCCAAAAAAGGAAGUCUCAAAGCGUCCCCGCCAGGAAGAGGAAGAAAGCCGGCCUGUCCGUAGAGACGGAAGAGGCAGACGGCAAAGCCGAAGAAAGCAGCGGCGCCGAGGACGAGGCUGCGGCCGAGCAGGGCAAACGUAGUAAGUCAGAGGAUGAAAGGAAGAAGAAGGAAGACGCGCUGUGGGCGAGCUUCCUCAGUGACGUGGGGCCCAAGGCCAGAGACCCUCCCGGAGCUCACGUCCAGACGGCGACGGACUCACAAGCGAAGAGCUCAAGCAAGCCCCCGGUGACCCAGAAAGAGCCGGAGAAGCCGAAAGGAGCCGAGAAGGUUACCAUCACCAAGGUUUUCGAUUUCGCAGGGGAAGAGGUCAGAUUGGAGGUGACUGGAGCACAGAGAAUUUCAGCGAUUGGCCAAAGGGAACACAGCGGAAGAGCGACGGAGCCGGGAUUAGAGCUCACGUCCCUUUGACCCCCAGGCCCGUGCUGUAUCCAUUAGGCCACGCUGAAUCCCCGUCUUCCCAAGACAACAGUCUGUGCUUGCAUUAUCAUGAUCAGUGGUGUUUUUUUG
Messenger RNA from Ornithorhynchus anatinus (platypus), 744 nucleotides. Its product is annotated as craniofacial development protein 1-like. The transcript is spliced from 5 exons. Lineage: Eukaryota; Metazoa; Chordata; Mammalia; Monotremata; Ornithorhynchidae. Bases 31 to 645 code for a protein of 204 amino acids. The record is from RefSeq and is a predicted model, not a curated record.